UAUAUAAGGACCGGUAAAUCGUUACGAUCCACGAGCAAUAGAUUAGGCAGCACAAAGCUCAAACAUUGAAAUCUACUAGACUAUAUUUACAAAAAAAAAUAAAGAGAAUGACCACUACUUCUAAUCUUGUGUCUGUUAAAUGGCUGAAAGAGAUGAUGGUUUCUAGCACUUUAAAGUUUAGAAUUUUAGAUGGAUCUUGGCACCUGCCUAUUUCUGGAAGAAAUGCUGCUUCUGAAUAUAAAGAACAGCACAUUCCUGGAGCUUUGUUCUUUGAUAUUGAUGAGUGUGCAGACAAGUCAAGAAAUUUACCACAUAUGAUUCCUUCACCUGAAUUUAUGGAAGAUUAUGUGGGUGCAUUGGGAAUCACCAAUGAUACCUAUAUCAUAGUUUAUGAUAAUAACCCCCAGUUUCCUCUGUUUUCUGCUCAGCGAGUUUGGUGGAUGUUCAGGUUGUUUGGUCAUACCAAAAUAUCCAUCUUAGCUGGUGGUUUGCCAGAAUGGGUGUCUGCAGAUGGACAAGUAACAAGUGAUGUUAUACAUGUGCCAAGAGAGAAAUUUGUAGCAAAGUUCAAUAAAAAUCUAAUCAAAACAAUGGAUGAAGUAGAAAAAAACAUAGAAAACCCAGAGUUUAUUUUACUAGAUGCCAGACCUGGAGGUCGCUUUAAGGGACAAGCACCAGAGCCACACCCAGAUACCAAGCCAGGAUCUAUAGUUGGGUCGAUCAAUAUCCCUUUCAUGAACACCAUGAAUUUAGAGCAGAGAGUAAUGAAAUCUCCAGAAGAACUCAAACAGUUGUUUGAAGAUGCUGGAGUAGAUCUAACCAAGCCCAUUGUUGCAUCUUGUGGAUCAGGAGUUUCAGCAUGCAUACUAGCUUUAGCUGCAUCAAUUGCAGGCAAAGAUGAUGUUGCAAUAUAUGAUGGGGCUUGGACAGAAUGGUUUCAUUAUGGACCAGCACAAUUCAAAUUAAAUGUUCCAGAGUAGUACAUUGUUUGUGGGCUUUUAUAUACAUUUUUUUUG
This is a messenger RNA of Physella acuta, 1016 nucleotides long. RefSeq names its product 3-mercaptopyruvate sulfurtransferase. Gene Ontology annotation, molecular function: thiosulfate-cyanide sulfurtransferase activity. The record is from RefSeq and is a predicted model, not a curated record. Lineage: Eukaryota; Metazoa; Mollusca; Gastropoda; Physidae. Gene Ontology annotation, cellular component: mitochondrion.